Messenger RNA from Pogonomyrmex barbatus (red harvester ant), 914 nucleotides. RefSeq names its product mitochondrial ribosomal protein L49 (gene mRpL49). Gene Ontology annotation, cellular component: ribosome; mitochondrial large ribosomal subunit. NCBI's taxonomy places the organism in Eukaryota, Metazoa, Arthropoda, Insecta, Hymenoptera, Formicidae. Gene Ontology annotation, biological process: translational initiation; translation. Gene Ontology annotation, molecular function: translation initiation factor activity; structural constituent of ribosome. The record is from RefSeq and is a predicted model, not a curated record.
CCGUCGACGGCGGCGGUGGCCGCGGGGGCAGGUUACCCGGGGCGAGAAAAACCAAUGUCACGAUAGCGGCGCGAGCCAGGCACGCAAUAGCCCGCGAGACACGAGACUCGCGCGGUCCGCUCGGCCACGGCGACGAGAGAGCGUGAGAGGGAAGACGCGCCCGUCGUACGGUGCGCUGCAAUGGCGGCCGCCGACCCUUAUUUACCAAAGUCCCCAAAAUGGCCGCCCUUCGGAGCCUCGCCGCACGCGGUAACCUCGUCGCAGCGCUCUCGGGCCUCGCACGAUCGCUAAAUCCCGCGGCGACGUCGCGCGUCGCGUCCGCGUUGACCCAGGUUCAACAGAGAUGGAGUAGUUAUAAAUCGUCUCCCAAAUAUACAACACCUGAAGAUUAUACAGAUUACGAGAUUUCACAAGAUCCAAAUGAAUGGAAAUAUGUAGAACGUGUACUUAGAUAUAAAAUUGUACCUAAACCAUCCAAUCAAGAUGUCAUAUUUCCAUCUGGUUUUAAACCAGCAACUGCUUCACCCACGGAUUAUCCUUAUUUCAUAGAACGUACAAAAAAUUACAUGCAACCUGUAUAUUUAAAAAGAAAUCGCAAAGGAGACAAAAAGAUUACAAAAAUUGGUAAUAUUCAAGGAAAUAUAUGGGAAUUGGAACGUGAUAUGAAACAGUAUAUAGAAAAACACAGUAAAAAAAGAAUUGCUAGUCAAAUACAUGAAUUUGCAGGUCUAAUUAAACUUAAGGGUGAUUUUGUUAAUCGUGUUAAAGAAUGGAUGAAUACAAAAGGCUUUUAAAAAUUACUAGAAACAAAUUUAUAAUAAAUUAUAUUGUAUAUAUACAAUAAAUAGUAAAGUUGUGUUAUGAAAUAUGUUGUACAUUUAAUGUCACCUCUUUUAAAAUUCUACAAUAGAGCA